UUACUAUUGUGUAUGUGUGUGUUAUUUAUAAACAUUUCCCUUCGCUAUGCGACAUGCAUAUGAAAAAAAAUAAUUAAGUCGCAUUGUGGCAAACAGUUCAAUAGCCUGUAAAAGUUAUUUAAUUACUUAAUUGGGGGAACGAGGUUUCAAAAUCUGUGGUACAACGCGAGUUAUAAAGGGUUUAAAUUCGAUAUGGCUGAAAAUCUGACAGAAGAGCAAACUGCCGAGUUAAACGAGGCUUUCAGUCUGUUUGACAAGGAUGGUGAUGGCACAAUUACAGUCAAUGAGUUGGGCACAGUUAUGAGGUCAUUGGGUCAGAACCCUACGGACGCUGACUUACAGGACAUGAUCAACGAGGUGGAUGCAAAUGGAAACGGAACAAUAGAUUUCCCAGAGUUUCUGACUUUGAUGGCAAAUAAAAUGAAAGAUAAAGACACUGAAGAGGCGGAAAUGAUAGAAGCUUUCAAAGUUUUUGAUAGAGAUGGUAAUGGUAAAAUUAGUGCUGCUGAACUAAGGCAUGUAAUGACAAACUUAGGAGAAAAACUUACAGAUGAUGAAGUUCGUGAAAUGAUCAGAGAGGGAGAUGCUGAUGGUGACGGUCAGAUCGACUAUGAAGAGUUUGCAAAAAUGAUGCAGGCAAAGUAACCAGAGGUAAAUGAAACUGCCGCGCUAUGAAAAUAACAAUUGCUUUCUCGAAAUUAUCUAAAGGAAGCAUCGCUGCAAGACUUUUCACUGCCUUGUAAUCAUUGUUACUUCAAUCCUUUGCUUCGCCAAAUGGUUUUCGACAAUCUGUCUUUUAUCUUUGCAUCCAUCUUAGUUUAAAACAUUAUAGUGUGCAGAAUUUUUUUCCCAUCAAGUGUUAACGUUUGAUUAAAAGCAUACAUCAGGACAUAUACGCUGGAGUAAUGGUUAACCCAGGACAGAGAAACGUUUCAGAUUAAAUGCAAAAUUUGUUUGACCCAUGGAGUAGGGUACGAGGUAUGCAUUGCAUAAUUCCUCGCCAGUUUCCAUUUUCAUUAAGAAUAUAAAUCAGAUUCAAAGCAAUUAAUACGGCAAAUACGUUGAUACUAAAAAUAUAGAUUUGUAACAUG
Molecule: messenger RNA, 1091 nt
Organism: Mercenaria mercenaria
Lineage: Eukaryota; Metazoa; Mollusca; Bivalvia; Venerida; Veneridae
Exons: 5
Coding region: 193-645 (150 amino acids)
Molecular function (GO): enzyme regulator activity; calcium ion binding
Source: RefSeq, a predicted model, not a curated record